This is a messenger RNA of Punctularia strigosozonata HHB-11173 SS5, 267 nucleotides long. RefSeq lists its product as uncharacterized. The record is from RefSeq and is a predicted model, not a curated record. The transcript has a single exon. NCBI's taxonomy places the organism in Eukaryota, Fungi, Basidiomycota, Agaricomycetes, Corticiales, Punctulariaceae. Bases 1 to 267 code for a protein of 88 amino acids.
AUGAAUCCUACGGCCGCUCGCCUCGUGCGGAUCAUCCCCCGCGCUCAGCUCCCGCCAGCAGUCCAAGCCAGCGACAGCGUCGUGCCCGCACUCACUCGGCACCCCAAGCCCGUCACCCUCAUCGAGCGGCUACAGCAGCGUCAGGAAGCGCAGGGAGCGAACUGGCCGUCGAACAUCCGGCUGGAACCCGAGCUCGGAAAGAGGACAUUCAAGAACGUCAGGUCCGAGUACAGGGAGAAGUUCAAGAAGUUCUUGAAGGAAAUCUGA